AUGGCGCUCAAUACAACGGGCAUCCCGCCGCUACAGUUCACGGCCCUCGACGACAUCACCGCCCAGUACAACAAGGUCCGCGCCACCUUUAAAUCCGGUCGCACGCGAGAUGUCGAGUACCGCAAGCAGCAGAUCCGCCGCCUCUACUGGGCCAUCGUCGACAAUGCCAAGCUGAUCGAGCUGGCCCUCAGCAAGGACAUGGGCAAGUCCAACUUCGAGGCCAACAUCUCCGAGAUCGACUGGUGCAAGCAAGAGUGCCUCGACGCCGUCGACAACCUCGACAAAUGGAUCAAGGACGAGGGCAUCCCCCACAUGCCCGUGCAGUUCUUCGCCAUGAAGCCGCGCAUCAGGAACGAGCCGCUGGGCGUCAUCCUCAACAUUGGCGCCUACAACUUCCCCUUCCAGCUCAACGUGACGCCCCUCGUCGGUGCCAUUGCCGCCGGCAACACCUUUGUUCUCAAGCCGUCCGAGAUAUCGCCGCACUCGGCCAUGGUCCUGAAGAAGAUCAUGGACGAGGCGCUGGACCCCGAUAGCUACGUCUGCUUCAACGGCGGCAUCGAUGAGACGAAACAUAUCCUGGAGCACAAGUUUGACAAGAUUGUCUUCACCGGCGGCAAGCGGACCGGCACCAUUAUUGCCCAAAAGGCAGCAGAGACUCUGACGCCCGUGCUCCUCGAGCUGGGCGGCCAGAACCCUGCCUUUAUUACCCGAAAGGGCGAUCUCAAGAUUGCCGCCCGGCGUCUGCUCUGGCAAAAGUGCUUGAAUGCUGGCCAGGUGUGCCUCUCCCACAACUACGCGCUCGUGGAGCGAUGCGUCCUCAACAAGUUCAUCGACGAGGUCAAGAAGCAAUAUGCCGAAUUCAUGCCCCAGGGAGCAAAGGCAAGCCCCGACUUUUCCCGCAUCGUCAACCAGGGCCACUAUAACCGCAUCAAGAAGAUGCUGGACAACUCCAGAGGCAAGAUCGUCAUGGGCGGAUCCAUGGAUGAGACCGACUUUUUCAUCGAGCCCACGGUUGUACUGGUUGACGACAUCAGCGACAGCAUGAUGGUGGAAGAGAGCUUUGGCCCUAUCUGGUCUAUUAUUCCGUUUGAUACCCUGGAUGAGGCCAUCAACAUUGCCAAUCAGGUUGACCCAACACCAUUGGCUUUGUUCACCUUUGGCUCCGAUGCGGAAAACGACAAAGUCCUCAACAGCGUGACGUCAGGAGGAGCCACCGUCAACGACGGCUUCUUCCACGCCAUGAUCAACCCAAGCCCCAUCGGCGGCAUUGGAUCCUCCGGCACGGGCAACUACCACGGCUACUUCUCCUUCAAGGCCUUUAGCCACCAGCGCUCCAUCGCAAAGGUCCCAACCUGGGCGGACAAGCUGCUGCGCGUGCGAUACAUGCCCUACUCGGCCAGCGAGCUGAAGCGCCACCACCGCAUCUCCGAGAAGAAGCCCAACUUUGACCGCAACGGCCAGCUCGUCAAGGGCCUGAAAUACUGGUUCACCGUGCUGCUGAGCUUGGGCUCCAAGAACGCGGCGAGCUUUGCUCUCAGGUGGGGGGUUCUUAUUGCUUUGGCUGUGACACUAGGUCUGAAACGCAACUCUUUAGGACUGUGA
Molecule: messenger RNA, 1602 nt
Organism: Trichoderma aggressivum f. europaeum
Lineage: Eukaryota; Fungi; Ascomycota; Sordariomycetes; Hypocreales; Hypocreaceae
Exons: 2
Coding region: 1-1602 (533 amino acids)
Biological process (GO): aldehyde metabolic process
Cellular component (GO): cytoplasm
Molecular function (GO): aldehyde dehydrogenase (NAD+) activity
Source: RefSeq, a predicted model, not a curated record